AUGCAAGGUGACGAUAAUGUAGAGUGUGAUAAAGACCUGUCUGAUGAUCAUAUAUAUGAAAAUCCUGUUAUACCGCUAUAUGAAAAUAUUGAUUUCAUAACUAAUCAGGAAGUUGUGUACAAAUUUAGAGAUAGAAAUAUGAGAUUAGUUAAAGAAUGGCAAGCUUGCUUUGAAAAUGACAUAAAAUCAGGAAAGGUGCAGGUUUCUCAUGGUGAUAUAUUUCAUGGAGCACCUUCAGCAGAUGCUAUUGUAGCAUCAGGCAACAGUUUUGGUUUUAUGGAUGGAGGUGUUAAUAAGGCUUAUAGCUUGCAUUUUGGAUGGCAACUGCAGAAACGUCUACAAAAAUUAAUUAGAGAACAACAUCAUGGAGAAAUCUUAGUGGGAUCUGCUGUUAUUAUACCAACAUUUGAAGGUGGUGCUGAACAAGAAUCUAUGAACUGGAACGGUGCUAAUGAAAAUAAACCUAUUAAAUAUUUAAUCUCGGCAACAGUUAUGAGAGCACCUCAAGCUGUAGAUGAUACUGUGAACUCGUAUCUUGCCUUCAGAGCUGUUGUUCUUGCAGUUGGAAAUUUUAAUAAAACUCUUGAUGAGAAGAUAAAAAGUGUGCUAUGUCCUGGAUUAGGAACAGCUGCAGGUAGAAUGCCAUUUGAUAGAUGUGCCUUCCAGAUGAAAGAAGCCUAUCAUACUUUUGUAUUGGGAAAAAAUCAAGAACGUAUUUACCCUACAAAAUUAGAAACAAUAUUGUUUGAUGUGAAUAAAAUGCAAAAGAGGCUAUCUGGAGCAUAUUAUGCAAAGCGACAAAGUAUAGAAGAUCUCAUGAUAGUGAUGAACAUGAUUAUGUCAAGCUUAUAUAGAAUAUUAGAAUCAAGUCCAUCCAGGAAGAAAUAAAGAACAUAAUAUGUGCUUCUAUUAUUAAUCCGCUGUUUUAUAUCUUGAAAUAGGAUAGAUUUACUCAUCCAGAAUGUAUAAUAAAUGUUUAUAAAUAUGUUUUUAUUGUAUACAUACUUGUUCUUGUAGGUAUAUCAUGUGUAAAGGGUCCCUAGUUAUGAAUUAAUGCUUAAUUUUGAUAUUUCUCAAGAUAUAUUUAGUUAUUGUUAAGUUGUUUUUUUACAUAGAUAAUUCUCAGAUAGAUAUUAAAUUUACUGGCUCAUAAAGAAUAAUAAUGGUUAUUAAAAUGAUGUAAUCAUAUUUAUCCAAUUGGCAGAGUUCAUACAGAAAAACUGUUUUAAGAAUUUUAGGCCUAAUAGUUAAGUAUUAGAAAGCUGUUACUCUCUCGUUUAUUGUCCAAGCUAUACUAGUGACAUUAUACUAAUGUAAUCAAAGCCAAGUCAAG
Lottia gigantea (owl limpet) is the source of this 1333-nucleotide messenger RNA. RefSeq lists its product as hypothetical. The record is from RefSeq and is a predicted model, not a curated record. NCBI's taxonomy places the organism in Eukaryota, Metazoa, Mollusca, Gastropoda, Lottiidae. Bases 1 to 888 code for a protein of 295 amino acids. The transcript is spliced from 9 exons.